Opisthocomus hoazin is the source of this 3708-nucleotide messenger RNA. The record is from RefSeq and is a predicted model, not a curated record. NCBI's taxonomy places the organism in Eukaryota, Metazoa, Chordata, Aves, Opisthocomiformes, Opisthocomidae.
AUGUGGCAUUAUAAUUGUGAUGAUCAGUUGGUGUCUGCUUUGCCUCAGUCAUCAUUCAGCAGUUCAUCAGAGCUGUCUAGCAGUCACAGCCCUGGAUUUGCAAGGCUUAAUCGAAGAGAGGGUGCUGGUGGCUGGUCUCCACUUGUGUCCAAUAAAUAUCAGUGGCUUCAGAUUGAUCUUGGUGAAAGAACUGAGAUUACUGCUGUUGCUACUCAAGGUGGUUACGGGAGCUCCGAUUGGGUAACAAGCUACCUUCUGAUGUUUAGUGACAGUGGACGAAACUGGAAGCAGUAUCGUCAAGAAGAAAGCAUUUGGGCCUUUUCUGGAAACACAAAUGCAGACAGUGUCAUAUACUAUAAGCUUCAGCAUUCUAUUAAAGCAAGAUUUCUCCGUUUUGUGCCUUUGGACUGGAAUCCGAAUGGCAGAAUUGGAAUGCGCAUUGAAGUUUAUGGAUGCACUUACAGGUCUGAGGUAGUUGGAUUUGAUGGGAAAAGUUGCCUGAUUUACGCAUUUAAUCAAAAACUCAUGAGUGCACUGAAAGAUGUGAUUUCUCUGAAGUUUAAGACAGUGCAAAGUGAUGGAGUGCUCCUCCACAGAGAAGGACAAAAUGGAGACCACAUCACCAUGGAACUAAUUAAAGGGAAGCUGUCUCUACUCAUUAAUUUAGGUGAUACUAAAACUCAUCCUUCUAAUGCCCAAAUUAAUAUUACACUGGGCAGCCUUUUGGAUGAUCAGCAUUGGCAUUCUGUUCUCAUUGAGCGCUUUAACAGUCAAGUAAACUUUACGGUGGACAAACACACUCAUCAUUUUCAUGCAAAAGGAGAAUUCAAUCAUUUGGACCUUGAUUAUGAGGGCAAUGUGUCCUUCUCAUGUUUAGAGCCGCAGGUAGUUCCUGUCACGUUUCUGAGCUCCAGAAGUUACCUGGCACUGCCAGGCACAUCAGGGCAAGAUGAAAUAUUCAUCAGUUUCCAGUUUCGCACCUGGAACAAGGAGGGAUUUCUAUUAUCUAAUAAACUACACCAGACUUCAGGUGGUUUCCUCUUAUAUCUGAGUGAUGGGAAAGUUAAAAUCAGUCUUCAUAAACCAGGAAAAGCACUGAGUGACAUCACUGCAGGUGUUGGAUUAAAUAACGGCCAGUGGCAUUCUAUAUCCUUCUCUGCCAAAAAAAAUCGUAUCAGUGUAAUAGUGGACAAUGAUGUGACCUCAUCUGCUCAUGCCUCCAUACCUCUGCAAAUUUAUUCAGGAGAUGCUUUCUACUUUGGAGGCUGUCCUAGCAAUGGAGACAUUUCUGAAUGUAAUACCUCAUUUGGUGGCUUCCAAGGAUGCAUGCGACUCAUUUCCAUUGGUAACAAAGCAGUGGAUAUGAUCUCAGUUCAGCAAAAUGUUUUUGGCAAUUUCAGUGACCUUCAGAUAGAUUUAUGUGGCAUUACAGACAGGUGUUUGCCUAAUUACUGUGAACAUGGUGGUGAAUGCUCACAGUCCUGGAACAGCUUCUACUGCAACUGUGCCAAUACUGGUUACAUGGGAGCUACUUGCCACUAUCCUAUCUAUGAGCAAUCAUGUGAAGCCUAUAAGCACAGAGGGAACACUUCAGGCUUUUAUAAUAUUGAUUCAGAUGGAAGUGGCCCGUUGAGACCGUUUCUUGUAUACUGUAAUAUGACAGAUACAACGUGGACAAUUAUACAGCAUAACAACACCAACCUAACCAGAGUCAAAAGUGCUAAUCGAGAGAACCCCCACACUGUGUUUUUCAAGUACUCUGCCAGCCUAGACCAGCUUCAGGCUACAAUUAACCAUGCAGAGCACUGUGAACAGGAACUUGCUUACCACUGCAAAAAAUCAAGGCUUUUAGAAAAGUCAGAUGGGAUGCCGCUGAGCUGGUGGAUCGGGAGAACCAAUGAAACACAGACUUACUGGGGAGGUUCCUUGCCUGCUGUACAAAAAUGUGCUUGUGGUUUAAAGGGGAGCUGCAUUGACUCCCAGCAUUACUGCAACUGUGAUGCUGACAGAGAUGAAUGGGCUAAUGAUACUGGAUUCCUUUCCUACAAGGAGCAUCUACCAGUAACUGAAAUUGUGAUCACAGAUACUGACAGACCAAAUUCUGAAGCAGCUUACAAACUGGGGCCUUUGCUUUGCCGUGGUGACAAAACAUUUUGGAAUUCAGCAUCCUUCAACACAGAGACAUCCUACCUGCAUUUCCCCACCUUCCAAGGAGAGCUCAGCGCAGAUGUCUCAUUUUUCUUUAAAACUACUGCUUCCUCAGGAGUGUUUUUAGAAAACCUGGGAAUUCAAGACUUCAUAAGAAUAGAGUUAUACUCUCCAUCUGAAGUGGUUUUUUCAUUUGAUGUUGGAAAUGGACCUAGCGAAGUUACAGUGCAAUCACUCACUUCCUUAAAUGACAACCAGUGGCAUUAUGUGAAGGCUGAACGCAACAUCAAAGAAGCAUCCUUACAAGUAGACCAGCUUCCUCAAAAGUCUCACGGUGCUCCACCCGAUGGGCAUAUUCACUUGCAGCUCAACAGCCAGCUUUUUGUAGGUGGGACAGCAUCCAGGCAGAAAGGAUUUUUGGGAUGCAUUCGUUCAUUACAGUUGAAUGGAAAGGCACUUGACCUGGAAGAGAGAGCAAAGAUAACACCAGAAGUUGAACCAGGCUGCCCUGGACAUUGUAGCAGCUAUGGUAACCUGUGUCACAAUGGUGGAAAAUGUAGAGAGAAAUACAGUGGAUUCUCCUGUGACUGCACUUUCUCUGCCUAUGCUGGGCCAUUCUGUAAGAAAGAGAUCUCUGCCUAUUUUGGGACUGGCACAUCCGUGACAUACAAUUUUCAAGAAUAUUACACCUUAGCUAAAAAUUCUAGUUCUCAUGCUUCUUCUUUCUAUGCUGACAUGACGCUGAACAAGGAAGCAAUUACGUUUGCCUUCCGAACAACACGGACACCAAGCUUACUGCUUUAUGUCAGCUCCUUCUACAAGGAAUACCUCUCAGUCAUCCUCGCCAGAAAUGGAAGUUUACAGAUCAGAUACAAGCUAAAUAGCCAUCAAGAUCCUGAUGUCUUCAGCAUCAAUAUCAAAAGCAUGGCUGAUGGACAACUGCAACAUGUGAUGGUUAACAGAGAGGAGGAAAUGCUCUUUGUAGAGGUCAACCAGAAGGAAAGAAUGAAGUUUAUUCUUUCUUCAGGCACAGAAUUCAAUGCAAUCAAGUCUCUCACACUUGGCAAGAUUUUAGAAAACAGUGAUGUAGAUGAGGAGACUAUGAAGGCAAACUCUCAGGGGUUUAUUGGAUGUCUCUCUUCAGUGCAGUUCAACCACAUUGCUCCUUUGAAGGCUGCACUGCAUCACAGCAGAUCAGCCCCUGUCGUUGUAAAGGGACACGUCACUGAAUCCAACUGUGGUACUUUAACUGGAGCUGACUCAACAUCAAGUGAAACAACCCAUUCAUUUGCAGAUCACUCUGGACCAAUAGAUGAGGGAGAGCCCUUAGCUAAUGCAAUCAGAAGUGACUCUGCAAUUAUUGGAGGUGUGAUAGCAGUCGUGAUAUUCAUUCUACUUUGCAUCACUGCCAUAGCCAUAAGCAUUUAUAAAAAAAAAGGCAUAUACUCAAAGAAUGAGGCAAAACAAUCUGAAAAUGAAGACAGUGCUGAAUCUGCACUGAAAAGUGAGCUCAGCAUGCAAAACACAGCCAAUGAAAAUCAAAAGGAAUACUUCUUCUGA